This is a messenger RNA of Talaromyces stipitatus ATCC 10500, 1370 nucleotides long. Its product is annotated as carboxylesterase-mitochondrial 37S ribosomal protein YmS2. Gene Ontology annotation, molecular function: protein methylesterase activity. The record is from RefSeq and is a predicted model, not a curated record. Bases 47 to 1324 code for a protein of 425 amino acids. The transcript is spliced from 3 exons. Gene Ontology annotation, biological process: protein demethylation. NCBI's taxonomy places the organism in Eukaryota, Fungi, Ascomycota, Eurotiomycetes, Eurotiales, Trichocomaceae.
AUGACUGACAGGGAAACAAAUAAUCAUUUAUGUGUAGCAGUUGCAUAUGGACAAUAUGAGCGACCUGCAAAAGGCCUUUGUCAAAGCCAAACUCGCCAAAUAUCCACCCGACAUUCCAAUUUUUGACGAAACCGAGGAGGAUGCUACUACUUCCACGGGUAUCAAUAGAGGGAACGACGCAACAAUAGAAGAAGGGGAAGAAUUUGACUCUUCCUCGACGUCCUCGGCUUCUUCGGUGGGAACUGUUGUACCUUCGCCGUCGAGAAAUUUAUUCGCAAAGCCAGGUUCUCUGCCAAGACAACGCAAUGGCUCAGCAGAGUCGUUGACAUGGAGAGAUUUCUUCUCCCGAGAAUUAUACAUUGAAAGAAAUACAGAUGAUUUACAUAUCAUAUAUCAUACAUACAUCACACCACCUACAGGUUCCGGGCCUUUGUUCGUGAUGCAUCACGGCGCAGGUUCCUCGGGACUAUCAUUUGCUGCUUGUGCAGCAGAGAUUCGAAAAAUACUUCCCGAGGCCGGGAUUUUAUCACUAGAUGCUCGUUAUCACGGAAGUACUACUGUUGAGUCGAGAGACGGUAACCCAGUAGAACUGGACUAUCGACUGGAGACUUUGAGCCAGGAUCUUCUGGCUGUUAUUAGAGGAGCACAAACACAAAUGGUCUGGGAGACGUUACCAGAUUUGGUUCUGGUUGGACAUAGUCUGGGAGGAGCUGUUAUCACAGAUGUUGCGAGGGGUGGGGAGUUGGGGGCGAAGGUACUUGCGUAUGCAGUUUUGGAUGUCGUUGAGGGCUCUGCCAUGGAUGCUCUGCAGGGUAUGGACACUUAUCUAUCAGCGCGGCCAACACGGUUCCCUUCGUUAUCUUCAGCUAUCGAAUGGCAUUUCCGCUCCCGAACAAUUCGCAACACAACCUCUGCUCGAGUCUCAGUCCCAUCUCUACUAACGGAAGAAGAAAACCCCUCCGACGCAUCCCUCCCCUGGACAUGGCGCACAAACCUAGCCGACACAAAACCAUUCUGGGAAGACUGGUUCAAAGGUCUAAGCAAGAAAUUCCUCGAAGCAAAAGGCGGCAAAUUGCUCCUGCUGGCAGGCACAGAUCGUCUCGACAAAGAAUUGAUGAUUGCCCAAAUGCAAGGCAAAUUUUCGUUGCAGGUAUUGCCUCUUGCGGGACAUUUUAUCCAGGAGGAUCAGCCGGCGAAGACGGCGAGGUUUUUGGUUGAUUUUUUCAAGAGGAAUGACAGGACACCAUUGGUGCUGCCGCCUAAGGUUGGGGAUAUUAUGGCCUCGAAGGCGAUGGAGAAGGGUGUUGGUAUAAAUAAGAUCUGAAUCUAUAAACGAUUUAACUUAAUGAAUACAUCUUGAAAAGUCGCCU